AAUCAUACCGGACUCCAAUUCGAAUUUGAGAGCUGCUCAGUCAACAUCUUCUCUUAACAGAAAAAUCUCAGCUUGAAUAAGCUUUUUACUAUACUAUGGCUUCCGAACUGCAGCCCAUGUACAGCUAUGGCAUCGACGUCAUCAGUAUUCUCCAAUCAUCGUUUCCCGAUGGAGAAAGCUUCUUUAUGGACGUUUCCAAAGUCUUUGAUCCAAAAUACGUCUUCACCAUCUACUUCCCCAUCAUCUUCGCUCUUCAGUGGGCCAUCGGUAUCAAAUUAUUGGGCACCAUCAUUGUCGUCGAGUGGCUCAAUCAAGUCUUGAAAUGGUUGAUGCACGGUGACCGUCCUUACUGGUGGGUUCACGAGAUGGAAGUCACUUACAACUCGACGACGCUCCUGCCCGAAAUCUUCCAGUACCGAUCCACUUGCGAGACUGGCCCGGGAAUGCCAUCGGGACAUUCGAUGGCAAUGUCCGCCGCCUGGUACGUCGUUGUCCAGUCAUUCAUCGACCGUGUCGUCAAACCGUCCAAAAUGAGCGCUUCAUUGAAACAACAAUCGACGCAACUUUUAUGGGGCGCAUUCGUCGUCAUCCAGACCCUCAUCGUCAUGUCGAGGAUGUACAUCGCCGCCCACUUUCCCCACCAGUGCGCUCUCGGUCUCUUUUUGGGUGUUUCUAUCGCCCAUCAAAUCUACGGCUCGUCAAAGUGGCUGAACCUUAAGCGCAGCCAAUGGCUUCUAGUCGCCUCAAUUAUUUUGGCCAGCGCCGUCGGCACCUACUCGUUCCUGUUGCUGACGGGAAGGAACCCGGCCUGGUCCAUCAGUCAAGCCUACAAGUGGUGUGCCAAACGGGAAUACAUUCACGUUGACACCACUCCAUUCUACAGUCUCACCCGCUACAGCGGAGCCGCUUUCGGUCUUGGCCUCGGCUUAACAUCAAAAUUUUUUACCCAGACAGAGAGAACGAGCUUCACCCGAGUCCAAAUAAUUGUCACCAUGAUUUUGGGUCUUGCCCUCGGCUACGGAGCUGAACUUGCCCACGUCGCUAUCCCGAAAACGAACGAGUCGGUGUUUUACACGCUCGAGUUCCUGUUGAACGUCGCCUUCCCGUACAGCGCAAUCGCAUUGGCACCUUACGCUGUGAUGGGAUCUGGAGUUGGUAAAGCCAAGUAUCUGUAAGGCAGCCGAUUUUUUCCUGACCGAAAGUAAUGGGAUUGAGAUAACAUUCCUGACACACCGCUGACAGUAUUGAUUCGUUUACCCACUUGCAUCCAUGUUUGAAUCACCCACUCACAUUUCUCAAAUUUGUACGCUACCAAGUUUAUCGUUUAUUUGUGUAAAUACUUUGUACCUUAUUCUUUCAAUUGUUGUACUUUCGCAAAGAUUUAGUAGGAUAGUGACUGAGUCUCAAUCCUAGAUUAAAAUUUGUUUUCCCACAUGCGUGUGCCUUGCCAAUAAAAAAAGAUAAUUUGAUUGCCAA
Messenger RNA from Daphnia pulicaria, 1476 nucleotides. RefSeq names its product glucose-6-phosphatase catalytic subunit 1-like. The coding region runs from base 96 to 1175 and encodes 359 amino acids. Gene Ontology annotation, molecular function: glucose-6-phosphatase activity. The transcript has 5 exons. The record is from RefSeq and is a predicted model, not a curated record. Gene Ontology annotation, cellular component: membrane. NCBI's taxonomy places the organism in Eukaryota, Metazoa, Arthropoda, Branchiopoda, Diplostraca, Daphniidae. Gene Ontology annotation, biological process: glucose 6-phosphate metabolic process; gluconeogenesis.